Molecule: messenger RNA, 2115 nt
Organism: Penicillium angulare
Lineage: Eukaryota; Fungi; Ascomycota; Eurotiomycetes; Eurotiales; Aspergillaceae
Product: aromatic amino acid ammonia-lyase
Exons: 1
Coding region: 1-2115 (704 amino acids)
Biological process (GO): L-phenylalanine catabolic process
Cellular component (GO): cytoplasm
Molecular function (GO): ammonia-lyase activity
Source: RefSeq, a predicted model, not a curated record
AUGACUGGGACCAAGAUGUCGCCUCACACAGGCGCAACACUGCGAUUAUGGAGACAGCUCCAGGAUUUAAAAGACCAAAAGCAAAAGAUUGUUCUCGAUGGCAAUAAUCUGGACAUCGCCUCUAUCAUUGCGGUGGCCCGCCAUGAGGUGAAGCCAUCCAUCACCACAGACGAACACGUCGCAAAGCAACUUGAGCUCAGUGUCAAUACUUUGGCCGACUACCUUGCUCAUAAGUAUGUUGUCUACGGUGUCAACACGGGUUUUGGAGGCAGUGCCGAUACCAGAACAAGCGAUGUCCUUGACCUUCAAAUUCAUUUGCUCCAACAUACGCAGAGCGCGAUCAUCACCGCCGCAGACAAAGACCCGGCGAGUAACUCCGAGAGGGAGCCAUCUCAUGUGAUGCCUCCUGCCUGGGUUCGCGGUGCAAUUGUUGCCCGGGCUAAUCAAAACCUCCGAGGUCAUAGCGCCGUGCGACUGUGUGUGCUUCAGAGUCUGGUAGAUCUACUGCACCAUGAUAUUACUCCCAUGAUCCCUCUCCGCGGCACAAUUUCUGCAUCUGGAGAUCUCAUGCCCAUGUCUUACAUUGCUGGUACAAUCGCCGGUAACCCGGAUGUCUUUGUCCAAGUCGGCAAAGGCAAGGGAGCCAGAGUUAUUCCUGCUCCGGAGGCUCUGAAGGAGAGUGGACUUUCACCAUCUGGCCUUGGUCCAAAAGAAGCUCUUGGUUUGAUCAACGGUACCGCUCCCUCUGUAGCAGCAGGCUGCUUGGUGCUAUAUGACGCACAGCAACUCGCGCUUCUUUCUCAGAUGUUGACUGCGUUUGCCUCUGAGUGUAUGGGCGGAAAUGUCGAGUGGGCUCAUCCUUUUAUCCAUGCUGCUCGACCCCACACUGGUCAAAUCGAGGCAGCUAGCAAUAUUCGACGCUUCCUCAAGGGUUCUCAACUUGUUGAUGGUCUGGAAACGAGAAAGAGGACUGGAGAGGGACUUUGGCAAGAUCGUUACUCUACGCGAACUGCUCCUCAGUGGAUUGGUCCAUACCUCGAGGAUCUUCUUCUCGCGCAGCAUCAGUUAGAAGUGGAACUUAACUCAACUUCAGACAACCCUCUCGUGAAUCCUACAGAGCAGGGUGGCGGCGAGGUGUACUCAGGUGGAAACUUCCAAGCAGUUGUGGUCACAUCCGCUAUGGAUAAGACUCGCCUCGCUCUACAGAUGAUUGGACGUAUGCUCUGGUCUCAGGUCAGCGAGAUCAUCGGUCCACACACAAACAAUGGUCUCGAAGCAAAUCUCAACCCUAGCGAUCACGAAAAUUACACAAUGAAAGGCAUUGACGUCAACAUGUCUGCGUAUAUGUCUGAGCUGGCAGCCUUGGCUCACCCCGUCUCUUCUCACGUUAUGUCUGCCGAGAUGCAUAACCAGGGCAUCAAUUCACUGGCUCUAAUUUCAGCUCGACGUACUAUGGAGGCUGCAGACUUGGUCGCCCAUAUGAGUGCCUGCCACAUCUAUGUCUCAUGCCAGGCAGUGGAAAUGCGUGCAAACCACAUUAGAUUCCUUUCUGCGCUCCAGGGCCACUUGCAGGAUACUACUCCGAUCGGCGCUUUCCGUGAUCUCGGUCUAAAUGAAUCCCAGGUCGAUUCACUCGCUAAGACAUUGUACCCCCUGGUCGAGUCAACAUGGUACCACUGGAAUGCCAAUACUUGGAAAGACCGUAUCCCGAAAACUGUCGACGCCAUUGUGUCUCCUAUCACCGAAUACCUGGCUACCAAUGAACAUGAGUGCUCUAUGUCGUCUCUGAUCGCGUUCAAGAAUCAUUUCCAGAGUAUUGUCCAAAGUACAGCCGAGGCCAUGUUUUACCCCAGUCCCACUAUCACCCCCGCGGAGGUAGCUGCGCAGCUGGGUGAUGGCUCCGCUCAACUAUAUACUUGGGUGCGCUCGAAGCUUAACAUUCCUCUGCACUGUGGCCUCAGGGAUGAUCCUUUAUACAAUGCCCGACAGGGACUCCCGACGGAAGAUAAGAAGACCAUUGGAAGCAGAGUUAGCGCUGUCUAUGAAGGUCUUUUCAAGGGUGGAAUGAUGGAUAUGGUCUUAGAUGGGUUAGACACUGGUCGGGGAUUUUCUUAG